AUGCCUUUACUAGAAUCUAACAUCGAGCCUGCUACGUCGCUAUACUUCAAUGGCGACGCUGCAGUCUUCGACGAAAAAGCGACGACCGUCACCUUCCCGGCCGCGCUCUACAUCGUUCCCUCCAAGACAAACGGCACCUGGAUAAACGAGGCCAUCGUCGCCCUAAAGUCUCCCACCGCGACCGCGAAGCGGUUUACGAAAGCGCUCCACCGGAAAGCUGCCUCCCUGGACUGGGCGACGCUCAAGCACCACGUCUCCGACCUCGCCGACACCGCCACCGAAGAACUCAACGCCCGACUGAACCGCGCCUUCGAGGGCCGCGAUGCCGUCGAGAUGGGGAACAAGGUCGUCGACUGCAUUCCAUCCGUUUCACUUCCCAGUAUCCAUCAAAUAAGCCAAGCUGUAGACGCGCUCUCUGAUGCGGUGCAGAACCUGAUGGAGCGCAAUCCGCCGCAGAGUACCUUCGUAGAGGAAGAUUUGCAGGGCAGCCAGUGGCUGUUUGCGCGCUUGAUGGGCGAGAAGGCGCGGUGGGCGCUGGUGCGGCAAGGGAUUUGUGCUGAGUGGCAGAUGCUGCCGGGGCGAGAUAACCUGGAGUGGCAGAUGGAGCUUAAUCAGGCGCUGGCUCGAGUCUUCGUGGAAGGAAAGCAUGAGUACCGGUUGUCGCAGCUCCUUGAGAUGGAGCCACUCUGGAUCGGUGACCGCGACGGGGCCUCGUGGCGCUUGGUCAUCGACACAGGGUUUGCUGAUAUCUCGCUCUCUGAGGGCAACUUCAUUGAUUCGCCGGUUUAUCUACGUGCAGGGUUUGAGCUGGCGGAACGGUCUGGCUGCGUCUCUGUUGCGGAUUAUACCCGCGGAACGCGUGGUGUAGAGGGUGAUUGGGAGAUGGUCGACUGA
Molecule: messenger RNA, 894 nt
Organism: Trematosphaeria pertusa
Lineage: Eukaryota; Fungi; Ascomycota; Dothideomycetes; Pleosporales; Trematosphaeriaceae
Exons: 2
Coding region: 1-894 (297 amino acids)
Source: RefSeq, a predicted model, not a curated record